This is a messenger RNA of Drosophila gunungcola (fruit fly), 1269 nucleotides long. Its product is annotated as protein takeout. Bases 88 to 834 code for a protein of 248 amino acids. Lineage: Eukaryota; Metazoa; Arthropoda; Insecta; Diptera; Drosophilidae. The transcript has 4 exons. The record is from RefSeq and is a predicted model, not a curated record.
UAUUUGAGUUGCACUUAGUGGGCCACUAUAAAUACUAGGCGAAAUUACCGUUCAUAUUCAGUUACUUAAAGUUAUUGACGCGUAAACAUGUUUGGAAUCGCGUUGGCAAUCGUUUUCUGUCUUUUCUGCUCGGUGCAAGCUCAUUUCCCUGAUGAUCCCAAACCCUGUAAAUACGGCGAUGGCGAGUGCAUCAUGCAGUUUGUCAACACGUUGUUCAGCGAGCGGUAUUCGGAGGAGGAUCCUGGCCUGAAUCUGAUGCAGCUAGAUCCCCUCAAGGUGGACAAAAUGGUCAUUAGCCAAGGAGAAAGUGAGAGUCCUGUUGGCAUUACGCUUACCUUUACUGACAAUUUGCUUUACGGCAUCAAGGAUCAAAGGAUCGUUAAAGUGAAGGGAUUUGGCAAGGAUCUCACGACAAAGCACGAAUUGAAAAUUGUUUCAAAAACCUUUUCUCUAGUGGGUCCCUAUAACAUUCAAGGUAAAGUUCUAAUUCUGCCCAUUAGCGGCACCGGAAUAAGUAACUUGACUAUGGCUAAUGUCAAAAUAAUCGUUAGCUUUUCGGGCAAUCCGUUAGAGAAGGAUGGAGAGACUUACUUGGAUGUCACCAACUUGAAGUUCUCGAUGAAACCCGAGUCCACCCACUACCAAUUUUCAAAUCUUUUUAAUGGAGACAAGGCUCUGGGUGAUAAUAUGAACGUAUUUCUGAACGAGAACGCGGAGGAAAUUUACAAGGAGACAGCUUCAGCCAUCGACAGGUCCUUUAGCCAGCUGUAUUUGGGCCUCGUGAAAGGCGUUUUCGCCAAGGUUCCGUAUGCCAAGUUAUUUGUAGAGGAGUAGCUGGCUCUUCCCAAUGUAAUAUUCUAAACUUUUUAUUUAAAAUGGGUAUAGCCCUCUUGUUGAUUUUUCUCGCUCCAGCACAGGUUGUUUGUUUACUGACAGUUAUAAGUUUUAACGCUUGGCAAUCAUCAUUAGGUUUAACAGGGGUCGUAAGUCCAACUUGAAUGGUAGUAUAUGUAUGUAGGGAAAUGCUAGACUACCAUCAAGCAAUGAAAACGGCAUCUUCUGUAAAUAGAACAACAUCCCGUGUCAAUAAAGUUUAUACACUGGACACUUUAUAAUACUAAAUUGUCCAAAUCUAUUUGGUGUUUCCCCAAUUAAAAUUUUCAAAUUAUAACUAAUUUUCAUUUGUGAAACUUCAUUUUAUAAUUGAGAUUAACUUUAUGAUACUAAACUACUAUUAAAUAAAACCAAAUUGGGUGACAAUAAAUUGUA